Adineta steineri is the source of this 375-nucleotide messenger RNA. Lineage: Eukaryota; Metazoa; Rotifera; Eurotatoria; Adinetida; Adinetidae. The record is from the annotation of a GenBank genome assembly.
AUGGUAUUAAUUCAGUGGCAUUUUUAUUUUUAUUUUUCUCUAAAUUUUCUAUUAUAUCGAGCUGCUGCUGUUUAUUCAAUUCAAUGUUGUACAGGUGAUGAUAAUACAUGUUCAUCAAAACCUGUUGAUUGUCCUUCAAAUAUUUGUUUUAAAUUAGUAAUUAACAAAGUAACAGAAGAACGUGGAUGUCUUGAUGAUUUAAUAAAAUUAUUAAAUUUUGCAAAUAAAGAUAGUCGAACAUUUAAUAAUGAAAAUGGAUUAACAAGUGGUUCAUCGAAUGAUCAAUGUCAUAAAUUAGGUGCACAUGCAAAUAGUAUGUCACUAUAUUUUCAAUUUCUUUUUUUUUUAUUAAUUAAAUAUUCAAUUAUUUCAUAA